AUGACAUGGUGUCAGAAAUGUAAAAAAACUGAUUGUUUGUUAAUUCACCAUUAUAAAAAGAAGGAUGAAUAUAAAGUGAAAACACCUUUUAUCAACUGGGAUUCUAGAGACUUAAAAACGGAAUUUAAAAAGUUCAAAACGCACUGUAAUUUUAUGUUUGGUGGACCUUUGAAUUCAAAGUCGGAAGAACAAAAAGUCAAUUAUUUGAUGUUAUGGGUAGGAGAGAAAGGAAGAAAUAUUUAUUCUACAUGGACUCUAAAUAAUGAUGACAAAAAGAAAUUGGAACCCCAUUUCACAAAAUUAGAAGAAUAUUGUGAACCAAAGUCGAACGUUAUCUAUUCACGAUAUCUGUUGAAAUCAAGAGUACAGAAACAAGAUGAAACUUUUGAACAAUUUGUCACAGAUUUGAAAUUAUUGAUAAUAGAUUGUGGUUACCCAGAAGACAGAUAUGAUGAAACUGUGCGAGACCACAUAGUGUUUGGAGUAAAAUCGCAUAAAAUUAGGGAAAGCUUAAUUAGGAAAGGUUCAGAUUUAAAACUGCAAGAUUGUUUGGACAUUGCCAGAACUCAUGAAAUAUCUCAAACACAAGUAAAAGAAAUGGAGUCGGAAGACAAAUCCUUGCAUGGAAUCAAACGAAAACCUUCAAUAUCAAAGAAAAAAACAUUUCAACCAAAACAAUCAGGAGCGAAAUACUUUCAACCAAGGAUAUGCCUUAAAUGUGGAUACCAGCAUACCACAGCUACGUGCCCCGCUAAUGGAAAAACUUGUAGGAAAUGUAAGAAACCCGGACAUUUUGAGAAAAUGUGUAAAUCAAAAUCCCAGAGGAAAUCUAGAUACGGUAAAGUACACAUGAUGGACGACUUUUCAGAAAGUGACAGUGAUACCAGCGGAGAAUUUGAAUAUAUGGAAAUUUCAACAAGUGACAAAAGUGUAAAUUCUGUUACACAUGACAUGACAGUACAAGUAAGAGUGAAUGGAAUUUGCAUACCUAUGCAACUGGAUACAGGUGCAAAGUGCAAUGUUAUGAGUGUGAAAAUUUUGAAAAAACUGAGAAUUAAAGGAAAUAUCAAGAAUACAAGGGUUAACUUGAAAUCUUAUAGUGGACACACGAUGAAGCCUAUAGGUACGUUGUCUUUACCUUGUAUCAUCAAUGAUAGUUCCCACGAGAUCAAAUUUCAUAUCAUUCAUGAAAAAGCACCUACGGUUCUUGGCGUUGAGUCAUGCAUCACGAUAGGACUGGUAAAGCGAGUGUAUGGUGUACAUGCGGAAACAAAACAAAAUGCCAAUGUGAGAAAUGAAUUUGUUGAAGAUAAAUUUCCAAAUUUAUUCAAAGGUAUAGGAUGCCUUCCGAAAAAGCAUCAUAUUGAAAUAGAAAAAGAUGCAAAACCCGUUGUAAACCCGCCGAGAAAUGUGCCAGUAAAACUGCGUUCGAGAGUCAAGGACGAACUCGACAGAAUGCUUGAAGAAGGAAUAAUUGUAAAAGAAAAUGAGCCUACGGACUGGGUAAACAAUACGGUGACUGUAGUGAAACCGAACGGUUCUCUUAGGAUCUGCUUGGAUCCAUCCGAUUUGAACAAAUGUAUCAAAAGGCCACACUAUCCAUUGAAAACGAUAGAAGAUGUAGUCACAAGAAUUCCAAAUGCCAAAGUAUUCUCGAAGAAGCUUGACUGUGUAUCUUCAUUUUGGCAAGUUGAGCUAGAUGAAGAAAGUUCGAAAUUAUGCACCUUCAACUCGUGCUUUGGAAAAUUUCGAUUUUUGAGAAUGCCAUUCGGAAUAAAAUCAGCCAGUGAGGUAUUUCAAAACGUGAUUUCUGAAAUUCUGGAUGAUAUAGAUGGCGUUGAAGUCAUUAUGGAUGACAUAUUAGUCACAGGCACAAAUACAGAAGAACAUGAUCAAAGACUAAAGGAAGUUUGGCAAAGAUUAGAAGAUAAUAAUCUUAAGCUUAGCAAGGACAAAUGUGACAUAAGGAAAAGCUCUGUGUCAUAUUUUGGACAUACUUUGACAAGUGAUGGAUUAAAACCGCACCCUGAGAAAAUAAGAGCUGUGCUGGACAUGAAACCUCCUCAAAACAAACAACAAGUGAAAACUUUCAUUGGAUUUAUUCAAUACCUAAGUAAAUUUCUUCCAAUGUUAUCGGAGAAAACUGAAAUUCUUCGUAGAAUUCUUAAAAAAGAUGUUAUUUUCUAUUGGGGAAAACAAGAAGAUGAACAUUAG
This is a messenger RNA of Mercenaria mercenaria, 2214 nucleotides long. RefSeq lists its product as uncharacterized. The record is from RefSeq and is a predicted model, not a curated record. The transcript has a single exon. NCBI's taxonomy places the organism in Eukaryota, Metazoa, Mollusca, Bivalvia, Venerida, Veneridae. Bases 1 to 2214 code for a protein of 737 amino acids.